Molecule: messenger RNA, 1154 nt
Organism: Helianthus annuus (common sunflower)
Lineage: Eukaryota; Viridiplantae; Streptophyta; Magnoliopsida; Asterales; Asteraceae
Product: CASP-like protein 5A2
Exons: 3
Coding region: 303-848 (181 amino acids)
Cellular component (GO): membrane
Source: RefSeq, a predicted model, not a curated record
UCCAAAUUAAUCAAACUUAGCGUUACAACAUUUCCUAAACAAGUGUCUUAAUCACAAACAACUACCAUUAAUUAGGUCUGCCAGAAUUAGGGGAUAAUACACCACCAUAACUCCACUCAAGCACACAAUCACCACAAAUCCUUUCAAAUCCACACGAUUCAUUCACAAAUCAAACCGUUAAAUCUCAAAUUUACACCUCACAAAACCUAGAUCUACAACCAAAUCACUGUAAUUUCACUAUUUCAUGAACCGAUGACAUCAUCAGGUAGAUAAUACGACGUCGUUACAGGCGGUGGUGUAAAAUGAACGUCAGUCAUCCGUCGGUGCAUCCGGUUGAAGCGGCGCCGUUGCCUCCGGCCGACGGACGCGCCGUUGUGCCGCCGCGAGUGAGGAUGAAGGUUAUUCAAGGUAUGCCGGGGACGAUCGGCGGUUUAAGCUUGCGGUUUUGUCAGUUUGCGUACGCCGUCGUUUCGCUUGCGGUUAUGGCGUCAACUAGUGAUUUUCCGUCGGUUACUGCCUUCUGCUACCUUGUUGCUGCUGUUGCCCUUCAGAGUAUGUGGAGCCUAUCACUUGCUAUUCUUGACAUUCAUGCUCUUUUGGUUGGCCGGACCUUGCAGAACUAUAGAGUUGUUAGUCUCUUUUCUAUUGGUGACGGGGUGACAUCAACUCUAACAUUUGCAGCAGCAUGUGCAUCUGCUGGUAUUACAGUUCUUAUUGGUAAUGAUCUCGGUCUGUGUUCUCAAAAUCACUGCAAGCAGUUUGAGACUGCUACUGCUAUGGCUUUCCUUAGCUGGUUUGCUGCAUUACCCUCGUUUCUUCUCAACUUUUGGUCACUGUCAUCCCGCUAAUCACGAAAUAAAAUCGUCAUUUUGAAACUCUGCUUUUUGUUAUGAUCACGCCAUUCGUGUUUCCCUGUGUAGUUUGUGUGGCUUUUAUUGUUUUGAUUUAAAGAAAGAAUCACGUGGAUGCCGUGGGCCCAUUGAUGUAUAUAUGCGUGUUUAGUUCGUGGAUUUGAAUGCAACAGAGGAAGUUAAGUUCGUGUUGCAAUUCAUGUUUUUUGGUCUGUCACGGAAUGAGAUUUCGUGGAUCGAAUCUCCAGACAAUUGUUGCCUAUACAUCUAAUUCCUAUAUAUUGUUUACUGAGCAAUUUUUUA